Molecule: messenger RNA, 1839 nt
Organism: Striga hermonthica
Lineage: Eukaryota; Viridiplantae; Streptophyta; Magnoliopsida; Lamiales; Orobanchaceae
Source: the annotation of a GenBank genome assembly
AUGAUGAGGCCGAGUUGUACCUUUUUCAUACGGCGAUUCCUAUCUUCUUCCCCAAUUCGCCAUGAAUCAGGUAAAUCCCUUUGCUGCUCUCAACCCUCGCUACUUUCUCGUUGUUUCUGUACAAAAGGCGUCGUUGCUAAAUUCAAUUUCAGUGAAAAAAUUAAGAACAUUAAUGGGUUGGAUGAUGCUCUUUGCCUGUAUGAGAACAUUUUGAGAACGAGACCUCUACCAAGUACUGUUCAGUUCAAUCAAUUGCUCUCGCGUGUGGUCAAUCUGAAAGAGUACUCUGCUGCUAUUAACCUUUUCAAAGACAUCUGCAGUUUGGGGGUUUCAGUCGAUGAAUACACUAUGAAUGUUGCUAUCAACAGCUUUUCCCUUUUGGGCCGGAUCGAUUGCGGGUUCUCCGUUCUGGGUUGGUUCUUCAAGCGGGGUUGUUCUGCGGAUGAAUAUACCUUCAGCACCUUACUGAAAGGCCUGUUUCGAGAGAAGAGGAUAAACGAAGCACAACAGUUGAUAAGGAAGAUGGUUGGAGAAGGGCUUUGUGAGCUAGACAUUGUAACUUGUGGUAUUGUGGUCGACGGGCUUUGCAAGGUUGGUAACACCUCAAUGGCCGUUGAAUUCCUCAGAACAUUGGAAAAAGGGACACUCAAGCCCAAUGCACAUAUAUAUAACAUUGUUAUUGACGGCUUGUGUAAGGAUAGAAUGAUAGACUCAGCCUUGGCACUUUUCAACGAAAUGCCCGAGAAGGGAAUCCCGCCAGAUGUCGUUACUUACAGUUCUUUGAUAGGUGGUUUGUGUAAUUUCAACCGUUGGAAGGAAGUAAAAAAGCUGAUGAAGGAGAUGGUGUUCAUGAAGAUAUAUCCAGAUGUGGUCACGUUCAGUACCUUGAUUGUUGCUUUAUGUCGGGAAGGAAUGAUGGAUGAAGCGGAAGAUAUAAUCGGAAUCAUGAAGCAGCAGCAUGUAAUUCCAGAUGUCACUUGUUACAGUGCAUUAAUGAGCGGAUAUUGUCUUCAAGGGCGUAUGGAUGAAGCAAGGAAUAUUUUUGAUUCAAUGGGUAGUAGCAAGAAUUGUACUCCUGAUGUUAUUAGCUAUACCACAUUAAUCAAUGGCUAUUGUAGAAAGAUGAAGAUGGACGACGCUUUGGUUAUUUUCCAUGAGAUGCCCCGUAAAGGGAUCAAGCCUGAUGUGGCUGUGUAUAGCACUAUACUGGAGGGUUUCUUUCGUGUGGGCAAUUGGCGCGUAGCUCUUGAUAUUUUCUAUGAUAUUGAAUCUGUCGGACUAAAACCUAACUUCUAUACAUACUGUAAUAUGUUGGAUGGAUUAUGUAGGAAUGGGCAAAUCGAGAGGGCUUUAUCGUUGUUAGAAGCAUUAGAGCACAAGGGACAACAUCUUCAUAAUGAAUACUAUAACAUCGUCAUGAAUGGUUUGAUCAGGUUCAAUAAGCUGGAUGCGGGUCGAGCUAUUUUAGAAGAUAUGGUUUCGAAGGGGUUGGAAUGUGAUGUGGUGACCUACAAUGUUUUGGUUAAGGGAUGUUGUGAAAAUGGGCUAUUAGAGGAAGCUAAGGAUCUUCUUUUCAAAAUGGGACAAUCAGGUUUGUACCCGGAUGAGGUUACUUAUAACACUAUGGUCCGAGGGAACCUAGCAGGUGGCCGAUAUGAUGAUGCAGAAAUGUUUCUUGAGGAGAUGGUUGCCAAAGGAUUCUUGCUAGAUUUAAAAACAUUUGAGAUGCUACUUAGAUUAUUCGACUCGAAGGAAAAGAGUCCCAAAAUAUUUAAAAUUAUUCAGAAGCUGGCGCCUAAUAGUUUAAAACAAAAAUUAGGAGCAGAGACUGCAGAAUAG